CAUCCCGUCGUCUGUCUGUGCUCUGUAGCAGUACUCCCUUAGCCUUAAGCCGGACCAACGACAGUGAAGCCCGAGAGUUGGCCCCCCUGAAGACCGUCUCAGUCCUAGUCAUCACUGGCGUUGACGUGACACAUUGAUCCGAGAGCCUUCGAUUGUGGGUGUACAUAGGGCGUACUAAGGUGUGUUGAGGAUCUACCCCUGCCUAAUCCCGGAUUCAUCAUGGGUCUGACGAUUAGUAGUGUGUUUUCUCGACUCUUCGGGAAGAAGCAGAUGCGGAUUCUCAUGGUGGGAUUGGACGCCGCUGGCAAGACUACUAUCCUGUACAAGCUCAAAUUGGGCGAGAUCGUCACCACCAUCCCCACCAUUGGAUUCAACGUGGAGACGGUCGAGUACAAGAACAUUUGUUUCACGGUUUGGGAUGUGGGUGGUCAGGACAAGAUCCGCCCUUUGUGGCGCCAUUAUUUCCAAAACACGCAGGGGCUAAUAUUCGUGGUGGACUCGAAUGAUCGCGAGCGAAUCGGUGAGGCCCAAGAGGAACUCCAAAAGAUGCUCCAAGAGGAUGAGUUGCGUGAUGCUCAUCUGCUCGUGUUCGCCAACAAACAGGAUCUACCCAAUGCCAUGAGUGCCAGUGAGCUGACCGAUAAACUUGGACUACAAAACCUACGGAAUCGGAAGUGGUAUAUUCAAGCCACGUGUGCCACGCAAGGUCACGGUUUGUACGAGGGACUCGAUUGGUUGUCCCAGGAGUUGUCCAAGUCGUAAAAUCGGCCACGGCGAAUACCGGGCUUUUCCUGGAAGCCACUCGUUUACCUUUGUGAUGAUGAAAUUGUUGACUUCGUAUGACUGCGCACGUGGAAUGACGCCCUAAACCAUGAUGAUCCGACCCUUGACCCCGCCUUCUUUUUGCUCUUCUGACGAUCGAAAAUUCACCCUGUGUCCAAGUGUGUGUGCGUGUGCUUGUCCUCACCCCAUUCCUGAGCCUGGUCCAAUUUUUCGAGGGAAACCUCCGUGUGGACCCCACGACGACAUGAGGUCUACUUGAAUUGUUAUGAAAGUGAUGAUUACGCCUCGAUCCUAAAUUAUUGUACCGUGACACCCCUUGUCUGUUGAUCGAACGUACUUGGCAAGGCUUUGAAUAGUAUUUUUCAGACUAUUAGGGUAACACAGAUUAUACGGUUUUCCACAAUUUUCUUAA
Messenger RNA from Tigriopus californicus, 1195 nucleotides. RefSeq names its product ADP-ribosylation factor 4 (gene Arf102F). Gene Ontology annotation, molecular function: GTPase activity; GTP binding. Lineage: Eukaryota; Metazoa; Arthropoda; Copepoda; Harpacticoida; Harpacticidae. The transcript has 3 exons. Gene Ontology annotation, biological process: intracellular protein transport; vesicle-mediated transport. Gene Ontology annotation, cellular component: cytoplasm; plasma membrane. The record is from RefSeq and is a predicted model, not a curated record. Bases 220 to 762 code for a protein of 180 amino acids.